AUGCACGCGUAUCUCGCGAUCGCCCUCGCGCUUGUAGCGCCCGCGCUUACAUCGCCCCAUGACCGUGUCGGGUACGAGAGGGAAAUAGAUGCCACCAGUUACAACCAAGUUCCGAAACUCCUGGAUUACGUGUUUAACGAGGAAUACCUCAGCGCACAGAAAAAUCGGGCGAAAUUAGUAACAAAACUCAGACCGGAAGGUGAAGCAGUGGUAGAUGAUAACGUGCUUCUGGAAUCCAAUGUUGUGUUUAUUCGUCCAGCGAAGAGACGAGUGGCGAAUGAAGCUGGAGAGGAAUUAGUGCGACGGCGGCGUGGAUACAACCUGGAGAACGUAAAUGUGCCUGCGAGGUACCCGUAUCUCCCAGUGCCGAGCUACUAUCGCUUCCGCCGCUGGGGAUAGUGGCCGAUGCGCCGGCGCCUAUGCCGCCUCGCAAGUCUGCCUCAAAUGUCAAGGCUGCGCUAAUGCUCUGCGGAUCCCACCGCACCCGGAGCGCAACUCACAUGUACAUGUGUGCAACUCUGAUAGACUGUACUUACUUAGUUGUUAUUAUAUUUAUACGAAGUGGCUGUGAUCGAACGCUCAGUUUACGCCGUUGUAGUACGGUUUGAUAGCAACGAUUGACAGAGUACAUACCAACAUAAAAAAAACGAAUAAAAUAUAAAUUAGUUGAAAUGUAAUUAGCAAUAGUUAGAGGUAAAAUUAAUGAAGAUGAAAUGUAAAGA
Molecule: messenger RNA, 722 nt
Organism: Hyposmocoma kahamanoa
Lineage: Eukaryota; Metazoa; Arthropoda; Insecta; Lepidoptera; Cosmopterigidae
Exons: 1
Coding region: 1-399 (132 amino acids)
Source: RefSeq, a predicted model, not a curated record